CUGUCUCCAACAAAUCUUAUAAUCGUGCUUUGGUGUGGUGGUGUUGAAGGGGUUUUGGCCUAGAGCCGUGGGGAUAAUAAUAGCUCUUCAUAAAAAAGAAAUGGAUUUGGACUACUUCGUAUGGUUCUUUUGAGAGUUAAAUGAGGGGAGGUGUGGCAGUCGACAAACUGUUCAAAACCUAACUUUGCCAAAGAGACUUGGAAAUUGCCCUUCAACUGUUCAUGCAGGUUGAGUUCAGUUUUAUUAAGAAAUGUGGCAGGUCAGGCCUGGUGCCAGCUGCUGAAGUGGUGGGACUAAGGUGGGGCUUGUGCUCCUCAGGUGUUCCAGCAGUCUCAGAGCCCAGAUUUUGUACUAGAAGAGAAAGAAUAUUACCUUCCUUAAUUUUAUCAGUACCACCACCCAGGAUGGGAACAUUUUUGUUGACACAAAUGAGGUCCUUGAAGCUGGUGCGAGCGUCCCUCCAGCGCCAGGGGUUCCACACUGCUGGGAGUACCUUCAAGGGUCGGACUGGUGUGGAGCACCUGUGGCUGACGCGGCACUUGAAGGACCCGUUUGUGAAGGCUGCGAAGGUGGAGAGUUACCGGUGUCGAAGUGCCUUCAAGCUUCUGGAGGUGAACGAGAAGCACCGGAUCCUGCAGCCUGGCUUCCGGGUGUUAGACUGUGGGGCAGCACCGGGGGCGUGGAGCCAGGUGGCAGUGCGGAAAGUCAACGCUGCAGGCACAGAUCCCAGUGCUUCUGUUGGCUUUGUGCUUGGGGUAGAUCUUCUGCACAUAUUUCCCCUGGAAGGAGCAACGUUUCUGUGUCCUGCUGAUAUCACUGACCCGCGAACCUUCCAGAGAGUCCGAGAGCUGCUUCCUGGCGGGAGAGCAGAUGUCAUUCUGAGCGACAUGGCACCCAACGCCUCAGGGAUCCGGGGCCUUGAUCACGACAGGCUCAUCAGCCUGUGUUUGUCGCUUCUGGAUAUGGCUGCGGACGUCCUGCGCCCUGGUGGAACAUUACUCUGUAAAAUGUGGGCUGGCAGUCAGAGCCGUCACUUUCAGGAGAGGCUGGCAGGGGAAUUCCAGUGCGUGAGGACGGUGAAGCCUGAGGCCAGCAGGAAAGAAUCCUCAGAGGUGUACCUCUUGGCCAUGCAAUACCAAAGAGCACAGGGUUCUGGGAAGGACUGAGUUGUUUCUGCCAUUUCAGGUCCCUUUCCACGUAGAGCUGGAGGUCCUUCCUGGGCGUGGCUGCAGAGGUCCCAGCUUGGUCUGGGAGGCAGCAAGCUUAACAACGAGGGACCUUUUUUUGGAAACCAGAGACAUGAGAAAGCUGUAUUCAGUGGCCACGAUAUAUGAUAAAACCCAGUCUCUGUAUCAUUUGUGAAGAUGAAGUUACUGUGAGGAAGAGAGAGGGCAGGAGAAAAAUGAAUAGGAAAAGCAGGUGGACACAGCUUUAUGUAAUGGGAGCCUGUUACAGAGGAACUGGCUCCCACCUUUGCCCCAGAACACAGCACACAGGUUUCCACUUAUUUAGCCUAUACAGUGUAACACAGAAAAAUCUAAUUUCAAUCUGAGGAUUAAUUUCCAUCUCUUUGUUGAAUGAUCUGGAAAUAAAUCCAUUCCUCAAGCAGCGAAGAGUUCCCAGAGCAAUCAGGGAAGACAGUGGGUGUGAAUUAUGCAGGAGGUGGGUGUGCUUGUACUUUUGCUGGAAAUGUGUGUUGCUUUAAUACUCCAGGCCCCGGGCUGUAAAGCUAAUUGCCAGCAAGCAGCGGUGUGGUGUAUUCAUUUAUUUCCUUUUACUCUCCUCCCAGGAAUUUGAUGCAGCCUUAUAAAAAAAUGUA
Messenger RNA from Manis javanica (Malayan pangolin), 1819 nucleotides. The record is from RefSeq and is a predicted model, not a curated record. Lineage: Eukaryota; Metazoa; Chordata; Mammalia; Pholidota; Manidae.